This is a messenger RNA of Gilbertella persicaria, 306 nucleotides long. RefSeq lists its product as uncharacterized. NCBI's taxonomy places the organism in Eukaryota, Fungi, Mucoromycota, Mucoromycetes, Mucorales, Choanephoraceae. Bases 45 to 200 code for a protein of 51 amino acids. The transcript has a single exon. The record is from RefSeq and is a predicted model, not a curated record.
CUUUCGUGUUUUCUGAUGGACAAGAUCAUGAAACCUUCCGAUAAAUGAUAGGGCGCUUAUCUCGGAAGGAGCUCGUACAAAACUGCAGUAUAAUGAUUUUUUCCUACACAAUGAAGAAUGAUAUUUGUAACUUACUUAAAAAAAGGAAGAAUGCCUUGUUUGUUAUUAUAAAUACAUGUACCCUUAACGUUUGUUUCUAGGGCUUAUGCUUCAAAAUUGGAACGCAUAGUUUGGACUUAUAGAUUCCGAAAAAGUCUGACAACCGUAGUAGUUAAGCUUUUCUUCUUUUAGGAUAUAAGAUACGAG